Molecule: messenger RNA, 354 nt
Organism: Vicia villosa (hairy vetch)
Lineage: Eukaryota; Viridiplantae; Streptophyta; Magnoliopsida; Fabales; Fabaceae
Exons: 1
Coding region: 1-354 (117 amino acids)
Source: RefSeq, a predicted model, not a curated record
AUGACAAAGAAUCCAAAUUUCAAUUACCAUAACAAAUGUGAGAAGUUGGGCAUUACUCAUCUGGCUUUUGCAAAUGAUGUGCUUUUGUUUAGUAGAGGUGAUUGUAAAUCCAUUGAGAUGCUGCUUGAAGCCUUCAAAACAUCUUCUGAUUCAACUGGGCUUAUUGUAAACCCUAAGAAAUGUAAGGUUUUUUAUGGAGGGAUGGAUACUGACACUAAACAAAUGGUGAAGCAUCUAACAGGUUAUGAAGAGGGUCAGCUUCCAAUCAGGUACUUAGGCAUUCCUUUGUCCAGCAAAAAGCUGAAUAUUAAUCACUACAUGCCCAUGAUUGAUAGGAUUGUUAGUAGAAUUUGA